AUGGCGACUAGUAGCGAUAGCGUUGAACUCGAAUUUUGGCACAAAAAUAUAACAAAAAUACCCAAAGUUACAAACUCUUUUGUUGAGGAUUUUGCUGAGAAGAACCUACCGAUCAAAGCCACUGUAACAAGAGGAUAUAAAUUCUUUCACGAAGAAUAUAUUCACGAUAUUGAAGGUGAGCCUCGUUGACCUCGUGGUAGCUUUCUUUGUUUGACUGUCUUUCCAAUAUUUUGUUUCUGUGCUCAGUGUUUUGAGUUUUAACUCUUUUUCUCGGUUUUUAACAGUAAAACUUUGCAAGGAAGAGGAUUCAGGAGUAGUGGCUCGGGCUAAAUGCUUCAGAAGUAUGAAAAAAAGAACGAAGAUCCUCACAAGUUGUCUGUUGUGUUCGAGAGCUCCUCUAUUGAGGCUAGCAUCAACAAGUAUAUGUGUAGUUGUGCUGCUGGACAAGGUCUUUGCCAUCAUGUUCUUGGAUUGCUCUAUACUCUUGCCCAUUUCCAGCUAUUAG
Molecule: messenger RNA, 505 nt
Organism: Pocillopora meandrina
Lineage: Eukaryota; Metazoa; Cnidaria; Anthozoa; Scleractinia; Pocilloporidae
Source: the annotation of a GenBank genome assembly